UUUUGAACAUGUGCGGUAAACACGGAAAUUCGAUGACACCGUCGACUGAUUAUUUUGUGUCAGCAGAAAUCGACAGCGAGGAACUUGAUGUCAGUCUUGUUAUCAGUAUCGUGUAGACGACAGGACUGAGGCAUCAUGGGAGUCCAGGGGUUAUGGCAGCUCCUGCAGGCAGCAGGGAAGCCAGUGUCGCUCGAGUCCCUGGAGGGGAAGAUACUGGCAGUCGACGUGAGUAUUUGGCUGCAUCAGGCAGCAAAGGGGAUGCGAGACAAGGAUGGAAACCCUUUGCCCAACGCCCACCUUCAGAGUCUGUUCAGCCGCGUGUGUAAACUCCUCUUCUACAAGAUAAAGCCAGUGUUCGUGUUUGACGGUGGCGUCCCCAUACUCAAGAAACAGACACUGGCUGCAAGACGAGAGAGGAGGACGGAGGCUGAGCAGGAGGGGGACAAGGCCACCAAGAAACUGCUGCACAACCUCAUCCGCAGUCAGGCCAUCAAGCACGCCCUCGGACAGCCAGCAGAGGGCAGCACCAGCGCUGGCAUAGCUGCAAUCAGGUCGUCAGGCAGGGGGCGGGACCUGUUUGAGUUACCUCCCUUGCCAGAACUAGACAAGGAGACAACAGGGGGCUUAAACUACGGUCAUGAAGAUGAUGAUCCUUGGGAGGAACGACAGUUGCAGCAGAGAAUUGUGGAGGAGGAGUUCCAGUCUCUGGACAGUAUUGACGUAGAGUCUGACGACUUCCGCUCCCUGCCGUCGGAGAUCAAGCACGAGAUUCUCACCGAGAUGAAGGAGAUGAGGAAGAGGCGCCGACUCGGCAAAAGAGUGGCGUUGCCCGAGAAUUCUGAUGACUUUUCUUCCUACCAAAUGAACAAGCUUGUUAACCAGAGCCGCCUGACCAACCACAUCGAGUCUGUCCGUAGAGAGAUGAACGCCCAAAACACCGCCGACUUUUCUCAGGCAGUUGGCAGCGAAUACCUGGCUGGAGAGUUUGAGUCUCGCCGUGUGGUGUCGGAGGAUGCCUCUCACUACAUUCUCAUCAAAGGCCUCAGCAAACAACGGCAGGUGGAACAGGCGGUCCGAUGCGAGGAUGUCGUCACUGACGUUGAUGCUGAUGCAGUAAGGAACGUUGUGACGGAGGAGGAGAAGAAGAUGUUGGAAGAACCUGAUGAGUUGUUGAUCGAUAGCGACAAGGACAAAAACUACACUUCUAACACAGCUGAAAACUCCCGUGACAAUGACUGUUGUAUUAAUAUUGGUCCAGACGUUUUCGAGCAUCACAAAGGUGACGUAAACGUUGUUAAUGUUGAAAGUUCUUCUGAAAGUGAUGAUGUUAAACUAGUUACUUCUGUGGAGAAAGAUGUGAAAAAUGAACCAAAACAUGAUACCGUUCCUCAGCCGGGAGUUCAGAUUAUUAUGAAUGGGAGUGGGGAAUCAGAACACGUUGACAGGGGUCACAAGAUGAAGAGAAAGGUUGAAACGGAUGAAUGUGAAGCUGAGAAAGUGAAGAUGUCCAAGCUGGCUGCUGAUGUGAGGAUAACCGAUGAUGCAGGGAGCGUCACGAAGGACAGUCCUCAGGCCCAGCAGGAAUCCGAGUCCGAUGAUGAUGAAGGGUUUAUUGAGAUAACCGUCGACCCGGCUGCUGCUGCUGCUGACGACCUGUUCCCCGCCGACAUGUUCCUCGCCUCUGCUCCCACAUCUCACACAGAGCCUGCCUCGUCCUCGGACAUGGUCACAGACAGUACUGGCAGCACAAACAAGAUGUCUGGUUCUGUGUCGGCUGGAAACAUUCCCGCACCUCACACUGAACAAGUUGUCCAGCAGGCAGACGCAGUACAGGUGGCUACUGAGUCAAAGGUUUACCCAGAGUUCAACAUUGAGGACUACCAGCUUGAUGAGAGUGAAAGUGAGGCUGAGGUGGCGCCCCCUAGUGAGGAGGAAGCCAGCACUGACACACAAGGACCAUCUGAAGAGUUCAAGGGAAUGUCUACAGUUGACUUGGAGGACAUGCAGGAUGAGCUAGUGAAUGAGAGUGAGACACUGCGAGCUGAACGUGGGCGUCAGGAGCGCCUGGCAACUUCCAUCUCAGACCAGAUGAAUGUGGAGGCCCAGGAGCUGCUGCAGCUGUUCGGGAUCCCCUACAUUGUCAGUCCCAUGGAGGCUGAGGCUCAGUGCGCCCAGCUGGACAUCCUCGGGCUGACCCAUGGCACUGUCACUGACGACAGUGACGUCUGGCUGUUCGGUGGUACCAGGGUGUACAAACAUUUCUUCAACCAGAAGAAGUCUGUAGAGUUCUACAACUUUGCUGGCAUCCAGGCUAAGUUUGGUCUAGACAGGGAGAAGCUGAUCAUGCUGGCCUACCUGUGUGGGAGUGACUACACUGAGGGAUUUCAAGGGGUGGGGCCUGUCACUGCUCUGGAGAUCCUUGGGGAGUUCCCCGGCCACAACAUAGAGGGACUUCUUGCACUCAAGGCAUGGUGGGAUGAGUCGAGGCAACAGGACAAGAAGCCGGUGACAACUAAAGUGAGGACCAAGAUACGAGAGAUGGAGUUCAAGGAGGGUUUCCCUAACCCUGCAGUCAUGGAAGCCUAUCUCAACCCAACCGUAGAAGAGUCCACUGAGACUUUCUCCUGGGGCUCACCCGACCUUGACCUUCUCAGAGAUUAUGCCAGUGAGAAGUUGGGUUGGAACAAGCAGAAGGCAGAUGACCUCGUGCUGCCAGUCCUCAAGCAGCUCAACAAGAAGGAGACACAGGCUAAAAUCAAGAGCUUCUUCCAACCGGAAUACUUCAUGGAAUCGAAGCAGACGGUCAGCAAGCGUGUGAGACAGGCUCUGAAGAAAGUGAGGGGGGCAAAUCACAAUGAAGUACCUCAAGUCGUCACAAAUGAAGACAGAAUUCAAAGAGCAAAAGAAAUUUUGGGAAUGCCAAAAGGAAGGGGGAAAGGUCGAGGUAGAGGUAGAGGUAGAGGUCGGGGCAAGGUUAGAGGUCAAAGGCCAGAGAUCAAGGUGAAGGAUGAAGUUGCUUUAUCAGAGAGUAGUUCCAGCGAUGAAGGAGGGUUUUUCCGUGAAGAGCAGGAGGAAGGUGAGGAGAUACAGAAGAAAUCAGGAGAUGGAGUGAAGAGAGGAAAAGGGAAGGGAAGAGGAAAAAACAGGAAGCUGGAUGGAGACUUUGACAGUGUCAGACACACUGGAAGUGUGUCGGUUAGAGGACAAUCAGUUCGCUCAGCUAAGAAAUGAACUUUCCCAAGGACCAGACAAUGAAGUGGGAACAAUAUGAUGGAAUUUAUGUUGAGGCAGCAAUGAAAUACUGGUACAUAUCAAACUAGGCAGCAAAACUGGAUUAAUUUGUCUACCUCAAUACUGAACAAAAUAUAUUGGCCUUGGCAUGAGUGUAGGCAGAUUCCAUUGAAAUGUUAGCUAAGAAUCUAUUUAGGGGCCGAGCUGAAGCGCAAUGGCUUGUGAUUAAACUGGUGGCACAGUAAACUUCAGCUACCAUGGUUACUCAUAUUGAAACAAAGUGUAAAAAUCCACAUUGGCAUCUGAUGAGGCUGCAGCAUUGACCCAAGGGAAAGAACUCUGCUCGCUCCCCUACAUGAGGUCAAAGCGUCUUCAUCUUUUUCACCCUCUGUCAUUCAUUCUAUUCCUGGCAGUGUUACAUAGAAGAUGUAUAUUUAUUGUCAUGACCUUGUUAUAUUUACUUGUUUACUUGAGUUAGUUUUUACACGACACAGUUUACACAAUCUUGAUCCUGCCUUUUUACUCAGGGAUUGUCUUGUAUUGUAUUGUACAUACAUGUUUAAUGUCAUAAUUCUGUAAAUUAUUUUUAUUGAAGUGCUGAGAACAGUCUCAUUAAAUCUGAUCAUUAUCUUCGAUCUGAUACCUCUUGCUGUGAGAUCUGACAAACCCUGCAUGAACCAAUCACAGUGAAGGAUGAGUAGGAGCCAAUAAGAUGUCGGCCUUCUAGCAGGAUUCUGCUUCUGAUCUUUACCAUCUCAGUCUGGAAGGACAGUACAUCCUUUUGGCUGUAGAUGCCAUGGUACUCAGAAACCACAAAGUGUUUAACAUACCAUGACAAAAUAAUAAAGCAGCCCUUUUUAUUUUGCAUUCAGAACUGUCCAUUCAUGUUCAUUUCUGAUAUAAGGAAUCCAGAUAUGCCGCUCUGAAAUUUUUGAAUUGCUCAUUCUGAGAAUUUAGAAGCCUCUAGCUGAUUGCCUGGUUAUGAAGUUCACCUUUCUUGAUGUUUUCACAGAGAGCUAUUGUAUCGGAAUAUAUGACCAUGUUUUAAUGAGGUUGGUCCUGAUGUCUGCUAUGAUGAAAUUUGUACAAUUGUUAUAAUGCUUGUAAUAUUUGGGAUGACCUCUCUAUUUCCUUGUAUAUUUUUUUUCAGGAUCCUCCCCAUAUCCUUGUACUUUUUUUAUGAUCCUCCCUGAAAACAAACUUUGUGAAGAGGAAGGGACUUAGUGCCCAUCCUUGCCUGAGUCCACUUAGACACUUAAAAGUAGUCCCUGGUUGAUGUGUCAGUUGCUUUCACAGCAGACAGGAUCUUAGAAUACAUAUUCUUCAUCACUUUAACUAAUAUUCCAUGAAAAUAAGUUGUCAUCAAUGAGGACUACAGGUUACACACAACCAAAUGUUUUCCCAUAGACUUCAAUAGUAACGUUAUUUUAUUUUUUUAAAUAACUAAGCAUUCAACAGCUAUUACCUGUACGUGUGUGCACAGUUUGGCCUUCG
Messenger RNA from Haliotis rufescens (red abalone), 4725 nucleotides. Its product is annotated as DNA excision repair protein ERCC-5-like. Gene Ontology annotation, cellular component: nucleus. Gene Ontology annotation, biological process: nucleotide-excision repair. Lineage: Eukaryota; Metazoa; Mollusca; Gastropoda; Lepetellida; Haliotidae. The transcript is spliced from 15 exons. The coding region runs from base 136 to 3231 and encodes 1031 amino acids. Gene Ontology annotation, molecular function: DNA endonuclease activity; single-stranded DNA binding. The record is from RefSeq and is a predicted model, not a curated record.